Messenger RNA from Vombatus ursinus (common wombat), 1249 nucleotides. It is a transcript of the gene TM4SF18, whose product is annotated as transmembrane 4 L six family member 18. NCBI's taxonomy places the organism in Eukaryota, Metazoa, Chordata, Mammalia, Diprotodontia, Vombatidae. The coding region runs from base 102 to 707 and encodes 201 amino acids. The transcript is spliced from 5 exons. Gene Ontology annotation, cellular component: membrane. The record is from RefSeq and is a predicted model, not a curated record.
GAAAGAAAGAAAGAAAGAAAGAGAAGAGGGGAAAGAAACCUUCAAGUCCUUUUUGACACUCUCGAGUUCUGCAGACUACACACCGCACUGCCCACACCAGGAUGGGGGCUCGGAGAUGCAGUAGCUGCCUCAGUUGCUUGAUAAUUCCCCUUGCACUUUGGAGUAUUAUUGUUAAUAUCUUAUUAUAUUUCCCAAAUGGACAGACAUCAUAUGCAUCCAGCCACAAACUCACCAAUUAUGUGUGGUAUUUUGAAGGGAUCUGUUUCUCAGGCAUCAUGAUGCUUAUAGUAGCUGCAGCUCUCUUAGUAUUGGAGAGGGAUACACCAUAUAAAUGCUGUCAGAGUGAGAACUGCAACAAAAAAUACAUGAGUUUACUCUCCAUUAUCUUUUCUGUCCUUGGAAUUGCUUUCUCCGGAUAUUGCUUGGUGAUAUCAGCACUGGGCUUAGUGCAAGGACCAUACUGCCGUACCCUCAAUGGCUGGGAAUAUGUUUUUGAAGAUACCACAGGGAGUUUCCUCAGUGAUCCUAGCACCUGGAGACGGUGCCUGGAGCCCGCUCAUGUUGUCGAAUGGAAUAUUAUUUUAUUUUCUAUUCUUAUAACACUCAGUGGUCUCCAAGUAAUCAUCUCUCUCAUCAAAGUCAUCAUUGAACUCAGCAAGAUACUCUGUACAACCUACUCAGUCAUAAUUCAGCCUGGAAUCAUUUGAAGUGAGAAGAGUCCUUUCUAUGAGCUCCAGGCCAUCAGCCUCAGCUGUAUAGACAUGUGGAUACAGAUACAGAUCCAAAUGAUGUGAUCUCUUAUUGAGGCUCCUCAUUCUUCCUCAGAGCUACCCCCAAACCUCACUAAGACUCUUAAUCAGUUAGUCAAUAAGCAUUUAUUAUGCAUCCCCUAUGUGCUAGGCACUGCGCUAUGAGCUAAUCACAGGCUCGUAAAUCUAGAACUGAAAAAUUCCUCAGUGACCUUCUAAUACAACCCCCUUCAUUUUACAAAGGGGGAAAAUGAGGCUUAGGGAUCUUAAGUGCUCACACAUGUAGUGAGAGUCAGAGGAGAUUUGAACCCAGAUCUCCUGACUAGAGGCCAGUGCUGUUUCCACUGUACCAUGAUACCUCCCUUGAUCAGUCUGUCCUUUCAUUUUAUUCUGAUCAUUACCAACCCUGACAGGCAAGAGAUGGAGGGGAAGGAAAGCAAAACGUAUGGGAUCUAUAAAAUCUCCGCACAUGUAUCACAAUAAAAUCUUUUAAAGAAGUU